Messenger RNA from Emiliania huxleyi CCMP1516, 921 nucleotides. RefSeq lists its product as hypothetical. The transcript has a single exon. Lineage: Eukaryota; Haptophyta; Isochrysidales; Noelaerhabdaceae. Bases 1 to 921 code for a protein of 306 amino acids. The record is from RefSeq and is a predicted model, not a curated record.
AUGGGUUCCUGCAGCUCCAAGACCUACGACACCACCACCGAGCCGGUCCUGCAGCCAGAGCCGACCAGUACUCCCGCCGACACCACCGCCGUCGACACCGCGCCCGCCCUCGGCCUCGCGAUCGCCGAGACGCCCGCCGCCGACGCUGCGCCUGCACGCUCAGGCGUGGAGCCCGAGGAGGAGGAGGAGGCGGCAGAGGAGGAGGCUUCGCUCGACGAGGCCGGGGCGGAGCCUGCCGAGGCGGCCGAGGAGGUGCCGCCGGCCGAGCCGACCAAGGCGCCCUCCUUGGUGGACAAGUUGGUGGAGUACAUGUCGGGGCGCAAGUCUGGCUCUGAGCCCGCUGACGAGGCUGCCGAGACCGAGGCUUUCGAGGUGGCCGAGGCCAACGUACCGGUCGAGGCGGCUGAGGAGCCCGUCGCACGCGCGCUGGUUGACUUGGAGGCGACAGAGGUGGCGGCAGCGGAGGCGGAGGCGCAGCUUGAAUACACGCAUGUGGCGGCGGCGGCUGCGUCGGCGGCGGCUGCCGAUGCGAUUCCUACUCCGCGCAAGGAGUCCAUGUUCGACGUGAUUGCCACGGUCCUUUCGCCACGCAAGGGCUCCACCCCGGUGAUCGAGCCGGAGGUCGAGGAGGUGGCAGAUGAUGCGGUGGUCGAGGAGGCGCCGGCGGAGGCGGCUCCGGAGCCAGUGGCCGAGGAGGCUGCGCCUGAGGCUGCUCCGGAGUCGGCGCCGGAGACGGCGGUCGAGGAGGAGUCGCCCGCGGUCGCUCCCGAAGAGGCGGAGAAGCCGACGCUGAUCCAGAAGCUGUCCAAGGCCUUCUCAAACCUCCUGCCCGCUGCGCCAAAGUGCAUGCCCUCCCGCCCCGCCCUCGACGAGGAGCCGGCCGAAGCCCCGGCGCCUGCCGAGCCGGCUGCGGCGGAGUGA